AUGGAUAGAAAAUUUAGAAAAAGAGCUUCUAGUGUUAACUCUACUAAUCCUACUAUGAAAUUACUUGAAAAAAGAAGGCUCAUGUUUGAAGUUCAUGAAGCCUAUGAAAAUUAACUCUUUUUAUUUAAAUAAUAAGGUAAUAUAUUUUUUAAGUUAUUUUUUUAGAGGGUGAAUUCACAGCAAAGGAAAAUGAAAUCAGGUUAAAAGAUACAGAAAUUUAAACUGAAUUACUUAAAUUUUGUAAGGAAUUACAAAUUAAUGAAACUAAAAAGAAAAAAGCAAUUAGUUUAUACCAAAGUGAAAGAACUGAAAAAGAUAAAAAAAUUAAAGAAAUUGCAAAAUUAUAACAUGAUUUAAGUCUAGAUUAAUAGAUUUUUGAAAAUGUUGAAAGAAAGGGUACAAUAAUUCAAAUUUAUAAGAAUAGCUGAAAGACUUAAAAAAUAUGUAGAAUAUUUAAAUAGUAUUAUUAAAGCCUAUCCUGAUAAAUAUUCUGAUCUUGAUUCAAUAACAGAUAUAUAUAAAAGGCUUAUAAUAUCACAUUAAAUUUUAAAAUAAGAACAUGAAA
Molecule: messenger RNA, 565 nt
Organism: Paramecium sonneborni
Lineage: Eukaryota; Ciliophora; Oligohymenophorea; Peniculida; Parameciidae
Source: the annotation of a GenBank genome assembly